AUGGAGAUCUUCAUGAAACUGGAGAUCAACAUACCUUUUUCAGAAGCCUUGCAGCAAAUGGCUUCAUAUGCAAAAAUUUUAAAGGAACUCCUCUCUAAAAAAAGGAAAAACAUUGAAGAGGAGACAAUUGAAGUACAAGGAAACUGUAGUAUCAUCACUCAAAAGUCAAUUCCUCCCAAAUUAAAGGAUCCAGGAAGUUUUACUAUCCCUUGCACUAUAGGGAACAUCGCUGUGGGAAAAGCACUAAUUGAUCUAGGAGCCAGCAUUAAUCUUAUGCCACUUUCCAUGUUUGAGAAAAUUGAAGGCUUGGAACUUAAGCCUACCAGGAUGACUCUCCAGCUAGCAGACAGAUCUCUAAAACAUCCUUAUAGGGUGGUAGAGGACGUGUUAGUAAAAGUAGACAAGUUCCUAUUUCCUGUUGAUUUUGUUAUCAUGGAGAUGGGAGAAGAUGUGAAUGUUCCUCUGAUUCUUGGAAGACCUUUCAUGAAAACUGCUAGAGUUCUAAUUGAUGUAGAAAAUGGCAAGCUAAAAGUGAGAGUGCACGACGAAGAAGUAAAUUUUGAUGUCUUCCAAGCCAUGUCUCAUCCAAAAGAUAAUAAAGAUUGUUUCCAUCUUGAUACUCUUGACAAAUUAUGCAUGAUUCAAGAAAAGGAGGUAUAUGAUAUUCCCUCUCUGGAAGAAACUUUUGAUGACAAUUAUGAAGAAGUGACUAGGGAAGAUAACAUUGAAGAAUUAAAAGAAACCCCUUUAUUAAACUCAGAAGAAAAAUCCAAAGAAAGAAAGCCAGAGCUUAAAAGGCAACCCCCUCACUUGAAAUAUGUGUUUUUAGAAGAAGAGGGAAACAAGCAAGUCAUCAUCAACAAUUCUCUCUCCCCCAAUGAAGAAGAAAAAUUAAUAGAAGUGCUCAAGGCCAGCAAAGGAGCUAUUGGAUGGUCAAUCUCAGAUCUCAAAGGCAUAAGUCUAACUUAUUGCAUGCAUAGAAUAUUCAUGGAAGAUAACUACAAACUAGUGGCUCAACCCCGAAGGAGAUUAAGUCCAACAAUGAAAGAGGAAGUGAGAAAAGAAGUACUAAAGCUACUUGAAGCUGGAAUCAUUUAUCCUAUCUCUGAGAGUUCAUUGAAGCUCAACAAUGCUACAAGUAAGGAUCACUUUCCUCUCCCUUUCAUGGACCAAAUGCUAGAAAGAUUAGCAGGUUUUUAUAGGAGGUUCAUCAAAGACUUCUCAAAAAUUGCAAAGCCACUGAGCAACCUCCUUGUGAAGGACGUCCAUUUUGUGAGGAAUGAAGAAUGCCUUAAAGCUUUUGGGAUCCUAAAAGAAAGAUUAAUUUCUGCUCCUAUAAUUGUAGCUCCUGAUUGGAAUCAAAACUUUGAACUCGUGUGUGAUGCCAACAAUUAUGCCAUAGGAGCAAUUCUUGGUCAAAUAAAAGAGAAGGUCUUCCACACCAUAUAUUAUGCAAGUAAAGUCCUAAAUGAAGCCCAGUUGAAUUAUGCCACCACAGAGGAGUUUCUUGCUAUUGUGUAUGCUUUGGAAAAAUUUAGAUCCUAUCUUAUUGGGUCUAAAGUGAUUGUCUACACUGAUCAUGCGGCUAUAAAAUAUUUGUUAGCAAAACCAGACUCCAAACCAAGAUUGAUCAGAUGGGUGCUUUUGCUACAAGAAUUUGAUGUUGAAAUCCGAGAUAAAAAAGGGAAGUGA
This is a messenger RNA of Vigna radiata var. radiata (mung bean), 1692 nucleotides long. RefSeq lists its product as uncharacterized. The record is from RefSeq and is a predicted model, not a curated record. The transcript has 3 exons. NCBI's taxonomy places the organism in Eukaryota, Viridiplantae, Streptophyta, Magnoliopsida, Fabales, Fabaceae. Bases 1 to 1692 code for a protein of 563 amino acids.